CCCUUCAAAGUCUCACUUCCAAUUUCAGUCACCUUCUUCUUCUUCUUCUUCUCUCUCUCUCUCUCUCACUCUCUCUCUGUUUCUCUCUCUCUCUGAAGAUGGUCCUCCAGAGAUCAUCCUCUCCGGCGUCUCCGGUCACCAUCACCAUCUCCUCCGGCGGAAGAGGAGCUGCGGAGGGAGCAAUGGGAAGUAGCAGGAGCAUGGGCUUAACCAGCCCAGCCCCUCGUCAUUCCCUUCCCAACAACCUCCACUCUCCAGUCACCGCCUCUCACCCUUCCGGGCGGGCUUCCAGUGGCGGCGGCAGCCGCUAUUGCCCGGCUUCCGCUUCCAGAGAUGAAGGCAGUGAGGCCACCUCCGAGUUUGUCCACUACACCGUUCACAUCCCCCCAACUCCUGACCACCAACCACUGCCAUCCCCUAAGAGAAGCUUCAUCUCCGGCACUAUCUUCACCGGAGGUUUCAAUUGCGUCACCCGCGGCCAUGUCAUGGAGUGCUCUGCUGAUAGUUCUUCGGAGGAAGCCGGGGUCAAGUCGGCGGGAAUGGUUUGUCGGAUGAAUGGCUGUGACGGCGAGGCGUUUCUCUGUGGCUCGAACUCUCCCUGUGAGUGUGACUUCAUGAUUUGCAGGGAUUGUUACUUGGAGUGUAUUGCCAGUGGAGGUCAAUGUCCAGGUUGUAAGGAGAUUUAUAGAGGUGUGAGCGAUGAUGAAGAGUCGCUGGAGGAGGAGGAGGAGGACAAGGCGCUGCCGUUAACAUCUAUGGCUGAGUUGAGAGCGGGGAGAAGAAUGUCACUGAUGAGGUCCACCAAGGCACCACCCGAUUUCGAUCACAACCGGUGGCUCUUUGAGACAAAGGGAACAUAUGGGUAUGGCAAUGCUCUCUGGCCCAAAGACGGGCAUGGUGGAGGAGGAGGAGGAGGAGGAAUGGGGUUUAAGGGAUUCGAUGAGCCACCGAAUUUCGGUGGGAGGUGCCGGAGACCAUUGACAAGGAAAGUAGGAGUGUCUCAAGCAAUCAUCAGCCCAUACAGAUUGUUGAUUAUGAUUCGUUUGGUGGCUCUGGGAUUGUUCUUGCAUUGGAGAAUUAGGCAUCCAAACCAUGAAGCUAUAUGGCUUUGGGCAAUGUCCAUUACUUGUGAGGUCUGGUUUGCAUUCUCAUGGCUUCUUGAUCAGCUCCCAAAGCUUUGCCCUGUCAACAGGGCUACUGAUCUCUCUGUUCUCAAAGAGAGAUUUGAGUCUCCUAGCAUUCGUAAUCCCAAGGGAAGGUCUGACCUUCCAGGCAUUGAUGUAUUUGUAUCGACUGCUGACCCGGAAAAAGAGCCUCCUCUGGUCACUGCCAACACCAUUCUUUCUAUUCUCGCUGUUGACUAUCCUGUUGAAAAGCUUGCUUGCUAUCUCUCCGAUGAUGGUGGCUCACUCCUCACUUUUGAAGCUCUUGCUGAAACUGCCAGCUUUGCUGGUGUCUGGGUCCCCUUUUGUAGAAAGCAUGAUAUCGAGCCAAGGAAUCCAGAGGCAUACUUCAGUCAGAAAAGAGACCCUUUGAAGAACAAGGUUCGCUUGGAUUUCGUCAGAGAGCGCCGGAAGGUGAAGCGAGAGUACGAUGAGUUCAAAGUGAGGAUAAACUCAUUGCCGGAGUCCAUUCGAAGGCGUUCUGAUGCUUAUAAUGCUCAGGAAGAAAUCAGGGCCAAGAAGCAGGAAGCAGCAGGAGGCAAUGGCACUGAGCCUAUCAAGAUACUGAAGGCUACUUGGAUGUCUGAUGGUUCGCAUUGGCCUGGGACUUGGCCUUCUGCCGAGCAGGAUCACUCUAGAGGCGAUCACGCCGGUAUAAUUCAGGCAAUGCUUGCUCCUCCAAACUCAGAACCUGUCAUGGGAUUAGAGGCUAGUGACAAGAACCUCAUUGACACAACCGGCGUGGACAUCAGGCUUCCGAUGCUUGUUUAUGUGUCAAGAGAGAAACGACCUGGAUAUGAUCACAACAAGAAGGCAGGAGCCAUGAAUGCUCUUGUUAGAACCAGUGCCAUAAUGUCCAAUGGUCCUUUCAUUCUGAAUUUGGACUGUGAUCACUAUUUCUACAACUCUCUGGCACUGAGAGAAGGUAUGUGCUUCAUGCUUGAUAGAGGAGGUGACCGUAUAUGCUAUGUUCAGUUCCCUCAGAGGUUCGAAGGUAUUGAUCCAAAUGACCGAUACGCUAAUCACAAUUUGGUGUUCUUUGAUGUUUCAAUGAGAGCCAUGGAUGGUUUGCAAGGGCCAAUGUAUGUAGGAACUGGCUGCAUAUUCCGACGAACCGCUCUUUAUGGCUUUAGUCCUCCUCGAGCUACUGAGCAUCAUGGAUGGUUCGGCAGGAAGAAGAUCAAACUUUUCUUGAGAAAGAACACAAUGGGGAAGAAGAGAGAAUUGGAAGAUGAUAAAGAGAUUAUGCUACAACCUACAGAAGAUGGAGAUAUCGAGUCUCAGCUCUUGCCUAAGAGGUUUGGAAGCUCAGCAACUCUAGUUGCAUCCAUCCCUGUGGCAGAGUAUCAAGGCAGGCUGCUCCAAGACCUCCCCGGUGUUCGACAAGGCCGUCCUGCUGGCGCACUCACUGUCCCCCGGGAGCCAUUAGACGCUGCAACGGUUGCUGAAGCUAUCAGUGUCAUCUCAUGUUUCUAUGAAGAUAAAACCGAAUGGGGCCAGAGAGUAGGAUGGAUAUAUGGUUCUGUCACUGAAGACGUAGUCACUGGUUAUCGAAUGCAUAACAGAGGAUGGAGAUCAGUGUACUGUGUCACAAAGCGAGAUGCAUUCCGAGGCACAGCACCAAUCAAUCUCACCGACCGGCUUCACCAAGUUCUCCGCUGGGCAACAGGUUCAGUGGAGAUCUUCUUCUCCAGAAACAACGCGCUUUUUGCAACCCGAAGAAUGAAGUUCUUGCAGAGAGUGGCUUACUUCAAUGUAGGCAUGUAUCCAUUCACAUCAAUAUUCUUGCUUGUCUACUGCAUUCUGCCUGCAAUCUCUCUAUUCACAGGCCAGUUCAUAGUGCAGUCAUUGAGCAUUACUUUUCUGGUGUUCCUGCUUGCCAUUUCGGCCACAUUGUGCAUGCUUGCAUUGCUGGAGAUCAAAUGGUCUGGAAUCACACUUCAUGAGUGGUGGAGAAAUGAGCAAUUCUGGUUGAUUGGAGGCACAAGUGCACACCCAGCUGCAGUUUUACAAGGACUCCUGAAAGUCAUUGCAGGUGUGGACAUCUCCUUCACACUAACAUCAAAGCCGGCAAGCGAUGACAAUGACGACAUGUUUGCAGAGCUGUAUGCUGUGAAAUGGAGCUUUUUAAUGGUUCCUCCAAUCACUAUAAUGAUGAUAAACAUGAUUAGUAUCGCCGUAGGCGUGGCGAGGACUAUGUACAGUGAGUACCCUCAAUGGAGCAAGCUGCUUGGAGGAGUUUUUUUCAGCUUCUGGGUGUUGUGUCAUCUUUAUCCAUUCGCCAAAGGAUUGAUGGGAAGAAGAGGAAAAGUUCCGACGAUCAUCUACGUCUGGUCCGGGCUGUUGUCUAUUGUCAUUUCAUUGCUCUGGGUGUACAUUAGUCCCCCUGCCGGAAGGUUCAAGGAUUCCAUGAAUUUCCAGUUCCCUUGAGAGAUCACACAACAACAGCAACAGCAACAAGAGUUCAUAUAUAUAUAUAUUGGAAUAUACUGAACUUUUAGUAUGUUUGAUUGUUUCUUAGCAGCAGUUAGAUUUCCUGAAUUUCAUCAGUUCAUGUUAGUUGAUUGAUACUUUGAUUUCUCUGAGUUUUGUGAAUUGUUGAAUAGAUUGGAGUUUUUUUUUCAUUAUUAAUGUAUACAACGUGAUCCAUGUGACUUGUUGUCACUUAA
Messenger RNA from Dioscorea cayenensis subsp. rotundata (Guinea yam), 3832 nucleotides. Its product is annotated as cellulose synthase-like protein D5. Gene Ontology annotation, biological process: plant-type primary cell wall biogenesis; cellulose biosynthetic process. The transcript is spliced from 3 exons. Gene Ontology annotation, molecular function: cellulose synthase (UDP-forming) activity; mannan synthase activity. The record is from RefSeq and is a predicted model, not a curated record. NCBI's taxonomy places the organism in Eukaryota, Viridiplantae, Streptophyta, Magnoliopsida, Dioscoreales, Dioscoreaceae. Bases 99 to 3593 code for a protein of 1164 amino acids. Gene Ontology annotation, cellular component: trans-Golgi network; plasma membrane.